UAAAUCUCGCUCAGAUUUUAUUGUUUCCAUAAGCCAAAAUUUAACUAAGACAAAUCUCACUUUUUCAUUUCAAGAGAAGAGCAAAGCCAAAAAAAAAUCAUGAAGAGAACAAGAGACGACGACAACCCUUCUCACUUUCUCCAUGAAUAUGAUGAAGAUGAUGAAGAAGAUUCUUCCUCUGGAGGGUUUCAGCCGCCGUCACCACCGCCUCAGCAAGUGAAACACUUUUGUGUGAUCUGCAGUAAACAGUUCAGCUCCGGGAAGGCUUACGGUGGCCAUGUGAGAAUCCACUCGAGCGAGUACAGCAACAAAGGAAAGACAAAGAAGAUGAGAAUGAAGAAGAAGAGAAAGAUUGGUUUGGUGAACAAGGAGAAAGAGAAAGAAAAAGAGAUAGAUCUGAUUAGGGCUGACUUUGAAGGUAAGAUAAGAUGUUGUCUAUGUGGAAAAGAGUUUCAAACAAGGCACUCUUUGUUUGGACAUAUGAGGAGACACCCUGAACGGAGCUGGAAAGGGGUACGGCCUCCUCCACCGGAAAAGCUCAAUCUUAGCUUUUUGGAUGAUGAUGCUGAUGAGAAUGAUGGUGAUGAUGUGAUGAGUAGAUCCAUAAUGAUGAGUGGUGUAACUCGGGAUGUCCAUGACGCUGCCUGCUGUCUAAUGAUGCUCAAGUCGGGCAAGAGAAAAGCAAACUCCGAGGUAAGAAGUUUUAGUUAUUGUAAUGACGAAAUGGAUGUUAAAGGUUCGACUGUAGACAUGAAGAUAAAGGUGGAAAUCGAGGUGAAUGCGAACAAUCCUCAAACUGACCCUAAGAAAAAAUCUUUAGGGUUUGAUCUGAACCAGCCUUGUCAUGAGUCGUAGUAAAGGCUAGCUGGUUUGGUUUGGUUAUUAAUUUC
Brassica oleracea var. oleracea is the source of this 890-nucleotide messenger RNA. RefSeq lists its product as uncharacterized. The transcript has a single exon. The record is from RefSeq and is a predicted model, not a curated record. The coding region runs from base 100 to 855 and encodes 251 amino acids. NCBI's taxonomy places the organism in Eukaryota, Viridiplantae, Streptophyta, Magnoliopsida, Brassicales, Brassicaceae.